UAUAAGCCUUCUCUAUGCAAUUACUUGGAGCAUCAGAACAAUCCCAAUACAUGUACUCAGGGUAUCAAGAAUAUAUUUAAUUCCUUUGAAAGCUUUGAAAAAGCUUUCAAAGAAACCUUUGAUAAUUCCAAUAAAGAAUGUAUUACAGCUCAGCAGCUUAUGAAUCUCAGACAGACCAAGUUAGCUUCUGCUUAUACAAUCAGAUUCAAGCAACUCUCAAUGCAAUUCUUAUAA
Cryphonectria parasitica EP155 is the source of this 234-nucleotide messenger RNA. RefSeq lists its product as uncharacterized. NCBI's taxonomy places the organism in Eukaryota, Fungi, Ascomycota, Sordariomycetes, Diaporthales, Cryphonectriaceae. The record is from RefSeq and is a predicted model, not a curated record. The annotation marks the transcript as partial. The transcript has a single exon.